This is a messenger RNA of Scleropages formosus (Asian bonytongue), 1335 nucleotides long. It is a transcript of the gene eif1ad, whose product is annotated as eukaryotic translation initiation factor 1A domain containing. Gene Ontology annotation, biological process: translational initiation. The record is from RefSeq and is a predicted model, not a curated record. NCBI's taxonomy places the organism in Eukaryota, Metazoa, Chordata, Actinopteri, Osteoglossiformes, Osteoglossidae. Gene Ontology annotation, cellular component: nucleus. Gene Ontology annotation, molecular function: translation initiation factor activity; RNA binding. The transcript is spliced from 5 exons. The coding region runs from base 228 to 746 and encodes 172 amino acids.
GCAAUACGGCUUUUGAUGCAUGUGCUUCUUUCCUGCUUUAGUCGAGAUCUCGUUUGUUAAGUACAACAUCUGUUAAAUUGUUAAUAUCCAGAUAGUUGUGGGUUUAACCGAAGAUUAACUAUUUCAAUUGUGUGUUCUGCGUUCAAGCUGGGUCAAACUAAUUCUGAAGAAUUCCUAGAGGAUUUACAAUUGCCGACGUGAAACGCCACCAAGACCUCCUUUCAGGGAUGUCACAGGCUACUAAGCGCAAGCAUGUGGUGAAGGAAGUGCUGGGAGACUUCAUUGUUCCUUCAGGAAAUCAACAAAUAGUUAGAGUUUUAGGGAGCCCCGGGAAUAACCUUCAUGAGGCUGUCACUGCUGAGGGAGACCGCUUCCUGGUCAGCAUGCCUACCAAGUUCCGCAAGAAUAUUUGGAUAAAGAGAGGAGAUUUUGUGAUUGUUGAUCCUAUCGAAGAGGGAGAGAAGGUGAAAGGGGAAAUCAUUGUCAUUCUCUACAAGGAUCACAUCCGACACUUGCAGAAAUUGGGUGUUUGGCCAAAAGGUUUCUGUGAAAAUUCUGCUUUGGAGGUGAGCAAAGAGGAGCAACCAGAUGGAGAGAAUUCCAACAAAGAAGAAGCUGAGGAGAAUGGAGAUACCAGCGAAUCAGAAGAUGACAGUGAUCUUUUUGUCAACACAAACCGGGUCAGAUACCAGUAUAGUGAAAGUGAAGAUGAAGAAGAAGAAACUGAUGAGGAACAGGGUGAAUAGAUUGGGGGAACAGACUGAAAGAUAAGGGCUGAGCAUCUUUCCCUUUUACGGACCGAAGGGUUUAUGAACUCUGCUUUUAAGAUAGACAUUCAGAUAUUUUUAAUGUUUGGUUCUGUUUAAGGAAUAGUACCAGACAUAUCAUUUCACUUGGACCAAGAUAUUGUGCAGGUGUGUCAACUUUGCUUGCAUGUAAAAGAGCAGGGAUCAUUGGCUUAGACAACAGGUGAAACAAUUCCAAAACAUGUUUUGGCUGUGAAAUAUUUGCAUUGGAAUCAUACAAGUUCUUGGUAUUUACUGCUUUGUCUGUACCAGACAGUGCAUUUUUGGUUUACUUAUGGGUUACAAAUAAUCCUUCACGAUGGUAAUGGAAUAUGCUAUAUAUGUUUCCACCUUUUAAUGCUGACAUAACCACUGCAGUCUUCCAAAACAUGUUCCUCUACUUUUGUUGCUUAAAUGCUUUGAGACAGCAAUGAGCAAUCUUUGAUUCAUUUUACAAAAGAAACAAGCAGGGCUGCACAGACACCAGUAUAUUUAAUAUGGGUUACAUAUGUGUGAUGAAUGUAUCAGCAUGCAUGUAUUAAUUCAAAUG